AUGGAAUGGGACGACUUGUGUUGGAAUCCUCAUCAAGAAUCAGUCCAACGGGGAGAAAUCAGCGGAUCGGAAGCAGGAAGAUUGGCAGGUUUCAGGGAUGGCAAGGCGUUGGGACAAGUGAAAGGAUUUGAAUUGGGAAUGGAAAUUGGAUUUAUUCGUGGCUUUUUGGAGGCUUUGGAACAAGACAACUUUGCCACUGUAGUAAAGAAUGAAAGAAUACAACGCAGUAUUGAUCAAUUGCACAAAGUACUGGAAGAAGAAUUAGUGGGACCCGAUGCCAUCUUUCAGGAGAAUCAUAAUCAAUUGUCAGCAAAGGAAGCAAAGGAAGCAUUGCCACCACAUCAAUCGGAUGAUGCAGACUCGCCGCCACCACCGCCGAGUGACGACGAAGACAAGUCCAAAGUAGAUGUCGAAUCGAAACUACAACGGAUACGAGCCAGAUUCAAGGUGCUGAUCGUACAACUCAAGUUGCCAAAGUCAUCCUUGAAAGACUACAUGGACGAGGCUGCAAAAUCAUCGUCCAUAUCCAACGAUCAAGAACCAGCGUUUGAAGGGGAAUGGUGA
Messenger RNA from Cylindrotheca closterium, 564 nucleotides. NCBI's taxonomy places the organism in Eukaryota, Bacillariophyta, Bacillariophyceae, Bacillariales, Bacillariaceae. The record is from the annotation of a GenBank genome assembly.